Messenger RNA from Closterium sp. NIES-65, 441 nucleotides. The record is from the annotation of a GenBank genome assembly. NCBI's taxonomy places the organism in Eukaryota, Viridiplantae, Streptophyta, Zygnematophyceae, Desmidiales, Closteriaceae.
AUGGACAAUGCGUCCAUCGGGGGCCUGCGAGGCGUCUCGACUCCUUAUGUGACGCCAUCUGACCUACCACGUCCUCUGCCCAUCACCGUUGCCAAAGCCACCACCGCUCUGCACCGUGCCGAACCUGUCUCCACACCUGAGGUGGAGGCGCUGCUGGACAGCAUUAAGUGGGACGACAAGGGGCUCGUGGUGGCCAUCGCCCAGCAUGCUGACACUGGCGCCAUCCUCAUGCAGGGGUUUGCGAACCGCGACGCGGUGUCGGCCACGCUGGCAUCGGACCGUGCCACGUUCUUCAGCCGGUCGCGGAAGUGCUUGUGGACCAAGGGCGAGACCUCGGGGCACUUCAUCAAUGUGCUUGACAUGUUCAUUGACUGCGACAGGGACACGGUGAGAGCUGGAAGAGCCGAGGACACGGUGAGUAGAAGAACAGCUGACUUCUGA